Messenger RNA from Plutella xylostella (diamondback moth), 1257 nucleotides. RefSeq names its product zinc finger protein-like 1 homolog. NCBI's taxonomy places the organism in Eukaryota, Metazoa, Arthropoda, Insecta, Lepidoptera, Plutellidae. The record is from RefSeq and is a predicted model, not a curated record. Gene Ontology annotation, cellular component: Golgi apparatus.
CAUCGAUAGUGACGUUUACGUGGCGGCCGCUGUUUGUUUAAUUUUUGCAGAUUCCUACAAGAACUUUCAGAUUAUUUGUAAAUCAUCAAUGUUACUGUGCAAUAAUCUUGCGAAAUAUUAUUAAAAUAUAAUAGAAUAGUGUAUUAGAGCACAAUGGGGCUUUGCAAAUGUCCCAAGCGUAGGGUGACGAACCAAUUUUGUUUUGAGCAUAGAGUCAAUGUUUGCGAAUAUUGUAUGGUCACGAGCCAUCCAAAGUGCAUCAUUCAAUCGUACUUGCAAUGGCUACAGGACAGUGAUUACAAUCCAAUUUGUGAGAUUUGCACAAAAAGUUUGAGUGAAGGAGAGUGCAUUCGCCUCACUUGCUACCAUGUAUUCCACUGGGCGUGUGCGGAGGCUCGCUACAGGGCACUGCCCCGGACCACCGCCCCUGCUGGCUACAAGUGCCCUUCUUGCUCCACGCUGGUGUUCCCUCCACCCAACCUUGUGUCUCCAGUGGCUGAUGUGCUCAGAGAGAAACUCGCUGGAGUCAAUUGGGCUCGGGCAGGCCUUGGACUACCACUGCUUUCAGAAGACCAAGACAUGAAGGGCGCCACAUUAAGGAGAAGCCAGUCACCCACAGAGAAUACUCCAUUCUACAACAGCACUGUGGAUGGUCUCCGAGGGACUCCUGUCGGGGCCAGUGAUGAUGAGGGCACCAGCCGUUCAGCCAAUGGCACUCCACAUUCCAUUGUACAAAUACCUGAUGACUCGGCCAACAUGUAUAACAACAGGAAGGAUAGUUUUAGCUCAGGUGGCCAAGCUUCACGUAAAGGUUUCAAGCCGUUGGAUCCAGCCAAGCCUUCCAAUAACUUUGACCAUGAUGACAACAAAUACAAACAGAAGUCGACAUUCGCUUGGAUCAACAGAUGGUGGAAGAACUCGCUGCCAGGGUCCCGCGUGCGUCGCGCGGGCGGCAUCUACCGCCGCUACUGGAUCAUAUUCGGCCUGUUCGUGGUGGCGCUGGUGGCCCUGCUGCUGCUCAGCCAGCGAGACGUCAACGACGACAACCCAUUUGGAGUCAUCUAUGACGAGGACAGGAGAAUACUGCAGAAAAACUAAGCUCUUCAACUUAUUUAUCAACUGUAUUUAUUUAUAAAAAAGCAAUCGUAAGUGAUAUAUGUACCUAUAUUGAAAAUGUUGUAAUUAUAAUUCUUCUGUUUAUUAUUAUUAGAUUGUUUUGUAACAAUAAAUAUUGCACGUAAUAAAUGCUAACGUAUU